UCGUGGGGAAUUUGUUCUCAUCCCACGGCCCACAAUUUCGUAUACGUUUAUAAGUAUCAUGCUUCGAGUGUAACGCUAAACACAACAUAAACAUAUUCAACAACAUCAUUCUUUGUUUCAAUCUCCCAACCAAAACACACAAAUCAUGGGUUUGAAGGAGGAUUUUGAGGAGCAUGCUGCAAAAGUCAAGACUCUUAAAGAGAGUCCAUCAAAUGAAGACUUGCUUAUCCUUUAUGGAUUGUAUAAGCAAUCCACUGUUGGACCUGUCGACACCAGUCGUCCAGGAAUGUUCAACAUGAGGGAAAGAGCUAAAUGGGAUGCAUGGAAGGCUGUUGAAGCGAAAUCCAAGGAGGAAGCAAUGAGCGAUUACAUCACUAAGGUGAAACAGCUGCUGGAAGCAGCUGGCGUUGCUAUUUGACAACAUCGUCAUGUCUUGCUUUCUAAUUCUAUGUUAAAUGUUUAAGUGUUUGGAAAAUAAAACACUGUCAGUGUUUGGUGUUUGAUCUAAAACUUUGAUAUAUAAUCUUAAUUUUUCAUUAUUGAA
This is a messenger RNA of Trifolium pratense (red clover), 544 nucleotides long. RefSeq names its product acyl-CoA-binding protein. Gene Ontology annotation, biological process: fatty acid metabolic process. The transcript is spliced from 4 exons. The coding region runs from base 146 to 418 and encodes 90 amino acids. NCBI's taxonomy places the organism in Eukaryota, Viridiplantae, Streptophyta, Magnoliopsida, Fabales, Fabaceae. The record is from RefSeq and is a predicted model, not a curated record. Gene Ontology annotation, molecular function: fatty-acyl-CoA binding.